CCAUAUUUGCCGGUGCUGCUCUGCUGUAAACAAAAAGUGUCUGAGGGAGACAGAGACGCUUCAUUGGAUUUUAGGACGAUUUUUAUUUCUUUAAUUUACAAUGUCUUUAGGAAUGUCUUACAAGCCCAACCUCCAUCAGCAUGUUCUCGGAACUUCCGUGAACCAAGUUGCUGUUGUUCACUCUACUUCAACAAGCAUAUCAACACUACAAUCUUACAGGCCAGUAGUGAAUGACUAUGGACCACCAUCUUUCAGCUUUUCACAGAGUUCAAGUGGAAGUCAAGUGCCUCAGAGUAAAUAUGCAGAACUGCUAUCCAUUAUUGAAGAGCUUGGGAAGGAGAUAAGACCAACUUAUGCUGGGAGCAAAAGUGCCAUGGAGAGACUAAAGCGAGGUAUCAUUCAUGCCAGGGGGCUUGUACGUGAAUGCUUGGCAGAAACAGAGAGAAAUGCAAGAUCCUAACAGGCAAAGUGCAAUGUAAUUGAAUUUAAUUGGACCAACUCUCCAGACUGAAGAUCUACAAGACUCAAAAGACAAAGCUCUUGGUCAAUACUUUUAUUGGACCGAUAAAAACUAAACGUUUUUUUUUUUUUACUGCGAUGGCACGUUGGGCUUUGACCAAAAAAGUGACCUAUGAGCUGUACUUGACAUGAAUUUCCUGGUUUUAUUUGUGCUCCCCUUGGAAAUGCCUAAUUUCAAUAUUACUUGUAUGAAUAAAAAAUUAUGAAAACAAACAAAAUGCAUGUUAUGUAGCAAUGCCCCUAUCAUUUUAAUGAAACGUGCAUGGAUUUUAUAGUGUAAGGCAUUUUGACAAUGGAUGUGUUCUACCUAUAGCUAAUAUACUUAGUAGCUACUAACUAUAUUACUAUAGUAAAUAUAACAUAUACUAUAAUAGUUACAGUAACCUUUUACUAUAGUAGCUAUAGCAUCUUUUAAACAUAUUUAAGCAUGAGUAACAGCAAAAGGGAUAGGUGCUUUUAACAUGUAUUUACAUACACCUGCGUUGCUUUUAAUUGUAUUUGGUUGCACAAAAACAGUCCGUGGGAAGCCAGAAGUUAUCCAUUUCAUCUUACUGCCGGUGGGCAGGACUGUUGGUAAUUAUGGCGGGGGUAUUUUGAGACAAACUAUCUAAUGGAUGGUAUUAUUCAAUACACUUUCUUGGGGACUUUAUUUUUUGAACAUGGGGUAAGCAGAGUUAAGUGGGUCUACAACAGACACAUGUUUGGAAAGUCUGUUUAAUAAUACGAUUUAGAUAUUUUGUUUAAACCUCCCCCCCCCCCUCCGCCCCAAUGACCAAAAGUCCUGUCCACCGGCACAGUAAGUCUGGCUUCCCACAGACGAUUGUUGUGCAACCCAAUACAAUAGCGAUGCUUUCAAGUGUAUGUACAAAAGGAAUAGUGCCAACCACACUGUUACACACCACAUUAUGGAUAAACUAUUGUACUAAAGUCA
Salvelinus fontinalis (brook trout) is the source of this 1450-nucleotide messenger RNA. Its product is annotated as cyclin-dependent kinase 2-associated protein 1-like. The record is from RefSeq and is a predicted model, not a curated record. The coding region runs from base 101 to 460 and encodes 119 amino acids. NCBI's taxonomy places the organism in Eukaryota, Metazoa, Chordata, Actinopteri, Salmoniformes, Salmonidae. The transcript has 4 exons. Gene Ontology annotation, cellular component: nucleus; cytoplasm.